AUGAACAGAGGAAUACGACCAGAAUUUAAUGAAAAACUUAUAAAACUUUUUGAAAAUGAAUUACAUGAAGUAAGACGGGAAGAUAGUUUAAAAAUUGUGAAAUUACAACAAGAAAUUGAAAAUUUGAAACUGAUUAUUAAAUCCAAAGAUGAAGAGAUUCUACGAUUGAAAAAUGACCAACCACAACCACAACCACAACUACAACCACAACAAAUGUUGAAGCCUUUACUUCCUGGUAUCAAAUUAGAGAAUGAGAAUGGGAAUGGAAAUUCAUUAUCAUUUAAUAAAUAUUCCAAACAUCCAAGUUUGACAGUAUCACCAAUUAAAAGGAACCAAUCAAUCAAGAAUUCAAAGUUUGUUAAACCCAAUAAUAAUAAUAAUAAUAAUAAUAAUAAUGAUCCGACGUGUAAUAUUGAUAAACGAUUUGUUAAAUCAAUGUAUGACAAUAUCCAUUUAAUACCGACGCAAUAUUCUGAUGAUGAUGACGAUGAAAAAGAAGAAGAUAUAGGUGUACAAACUGAUCAAGACAAUGAAAAUAAUGAUGAUGAUGGAAACGAUCACGAGAACAAGUUUAAGAUUUCACCAAUUAAAUUAAAAGUACAAUUUUCAUCUCAAGGUUCAAAUACUAUUAGUCCAAAACGGAAAUAUUCCGAUUAUGAAACAACUAUGAAUUUAUCGAAGAAUUCUAGUCCAAUUAAAAAAAUACCCAAAUUAACCAAAUCAAAUUAUGAAUCACUGACUCCUACACAAUGUUUAUCUAGUUCAAUAGUUAAUUUGUCACAACAAGAGCAACAACAAGAUCAACAGCAAGAGCAAAAAAGGAAAUCAAUUUCAGUAUUAUCACCCAAAUCAACUAAUAUCCCAGAUUGUUCUUGUAAGAAUCGACAACAAUGUGAACAUUAUCAAAAUGAUCAAAUUGAAGAUAAAGAAAUAGUUGAAGAUUCACAAGAAAAUUCCGAAGAAAUAAUAACUAUUAAUAAUUUAUUCCCAUCAUCAGCAUCAUUAUUGUCAUCAUCUUUCCAUAUAGAAAUACCUGAAAAUUAUAAUACAAUUAUUUUACAACGGAAAUAUCGAUUACAAUUUUAUAUAAAUAAAUAUUAUAAUGAUGUUAAUUUCAAAAUAAAUUUCCGUCAACAUCCAACAAAAUUAAUUGAUUGGGAUGAAGUUGAUUUUAUUUUAAAUGAAAAUUAUAAACCUGAUAAAUUUAUUCAAUUUUUAAAUAGAAAUAAUAUUAAAAAUAGUAAACAAUUUGAAAAAUUCAAAAAAUUAUAUCAACACUCCACCACCACCACCACCACCACUAACAAUAAUAAUAAUGAAUUAUCACAUUUAGAACAAUUUGAAUUUGAAGAUAAAUUAAGUCAAAUAUUUGAUAAAUUUCAAUCACCACCAGGAUUUAUGCAAAGUGAAUUUCCUAAUACUCAAGAAUAUAAUCACCGACAAGAAAUAAUUAAACAACGACAAUUGAAACGAAUAAAACGAAGAAUUAAAGAUUGUAUAAUGAUACAAGAUGAUAAACAAAUUGGUGAAUUUGUUUUCGCAAUAGAAAUUUUUAAUCUUUAUGUUAUUAGUAAUCGAUGGUAUAUCAAAUGA
This is a messenger RNA of Candida dubliniensis CD36, 1593 nucleotides long. RefSeq names its product ssDNA endodeoxyribonuclease. The record is from RefSeq and is a predicted model, not a curated record. Lineage: Eukaryota; Fungi; Ascomycota; Pichiomycetes; Serinales; Debaryomycetaceae. The coding region runs from base 1 to 1593 and encodes 530 amino acids. The transcript has a single exon.